AUGUUGUAUGACAGCAGAACAAAAGAGAUUAAGGAGAAAAAAGAAUCUAUUUAGAAUUAACAGACGAAUCUAAUUACUUUUAAGUAGAAGUCAAUUUAAUUUGAUAAAUAAGCAUCUUAACAAUAAAUUCAAGAUAAUAUUCUUCGUUCUCCAGAUGGAGAAUAUCCUGAUAUAUAGAAUAGUCCUAUAAUUAUGGAUUUAUAAUGUAAUGAAGAGGAUGAUGUUCUUGCAUAAAUGUAUUUUUUAAUAUAAUUUUUAGGGCUUGGAUCCAUAAUUAAUCCAUUUUAGUUUACAAUCAAAACUUUGAAAUAGUUUAUUAGAAUUUUUUCUUAGGAAAACUCAAUAAAAAUUAAAAUAAAGGAUUACAAAUUGAUUAUGAAUCAACUUUCUUGGAAUCUAUAAUCGAAAUAGGAAGUCGAGAAGUUAAUGAUCUAUUUGGAAAUUCUGAAAUUGAUUUAGAUUAAGAUAAGUAAUAAUAAUAAAUUAUAUUAUUUCAUAGUUCCUUGUUUUUGGAUAAUACAGUUCAUAGUAGAUAUAAAAUAAAGGGUGGAUUACAUAAGAUUAAAUAAAUGAUAGGUCAAUUAUAUAACAAUUAUUCAAAGUAAUUUAAGAAUUAAUUUUUAGAUGGAAAUUCUUUACAUUCACUCUUUUUAAGAUUAAAAAUGAUGAAUUAGAUUUUGAUAAUUUGAAUAUUAAAGUAUUAGUUACAGAAGUGAAAUCAAAAUUAUAUACACUAUUUAUGUUUGAACCUAUUCAAAAAGCAAAUUCAAAAAGAGUAUUAGAUGAACCUCUUUAAUUUCAGAAUGUAUUCUAAACCUUUUUAUCUGAAUCAAACAAUUAUAUUAAUGCUAUUCAUUUGUUGAUUUUAUUAUGUUCUCAUGAUAUAGAAAAGAAUAAUGGAAAAGUCUAGAAAGAUUAUCUAAAGUAAAUGCGUAUGAGCACUUAAAAAUUCAUGAUGUUCUUAGGUACUAUGAAGGAUUUGACAUUAUAAUUAACAAAUUAGCUUACAUUUCGUAAUUCAACAUUUAAAAUAACUGAUAUUUUGGAUGAAUUAUAACUUAUAUAUGAUGAUUGCUUAAAAAUAAAGGAGAUCUCUAUAAUUCCAAUUAUUGACUAAGAUAUGCUAGUAUAUAAUGAUUCUGAAAGAGUAAUAUUAAUAUUAAUUGAUAUGAUAGACUAAACAAGUUUUAAAGUGUCUAUUUGAAAUUGCUAUAAAAUACACAGUCACUUAAAAAAUUAGAAUUGACAUACAUUAAGUUUCACCAAAUAACUAUUAAUUUUAAAUUAAAGAUAUUCCAUUUAGAGAUGAGAUUUCUUAAUUAGGUUAUUCAACUGUAUUAAGGAAUACAGCUUAAUUGAUGAAGACAAAUUGUAAAGAUUUUGAUAUGAGUAAUCUCUUGGAAUUAUAGGUUUCUGCAAUGAUAGCAUUUUUAUUAUCUGGAUCAUUAAGAAAAUCAUUAGAAUUAACAUUUGAUAAUCAUAUGUCAGGAACAUUUACAUUUACUGUUGAAUCACUUCCAAUUAAUAGUAAAUAAGCAUACUAUGCUUAAUAAAUGAAACCUAAAAGACCAUUUGAAACAUCUUUAUCUAUGUUAUUAGCAUAAGCUUAAGAUAGCUCACAUUAUAAAAAUGAAGAAUCAAAAUAUAUGUCAUUUACUUAAAUAUCCAAACAAUAUUCAUUAAAACCUGACACACCCUUUGAUUUAUAAAGUGCUCACUUUUCAUAAAUAUCAAAAAUCAAAUAAGAAUCACCUUAGAUAAAACCAUUGGGAUCUCAACAUUAAAGCAAUUCAGGUGGAACUAAUAAAUUUUAAGAUUCUUUAUUUCCUAAAAGUUUAAAUAACAAUCCCUCUCGAGUUGUCAAAAGUGAUUCAGGUGUUAAUAUUUCAUCUAAACCUCCAACUAGUACUUUGGAUUUUGGAGAUAGUACUAAUCCUAAUCUUGAUCCUCCUGAAUUAAGUCCAAAAUUUUUACAUUCUGUGAUAAAAUUUAAACUUACGAAUUAAUGUUGUUCAAAAGUUAUUAUUGCUGAUAAUGAUUACUUAAAUGUUUAGGUUCUGUAGAUUUUAUUAAAUAAAUAUGAAGUUAGAUCAGAUAAAGCCUUUACUCAAUAAUAAACAUUAUAACUUAUAAGAAAUAAAUAAGAAAAUCCUUGCAGAUGUAAAAAUGGAGCAUACUUAUUAUAUUUCAUAGAUGCCUAUUUACCUGUAUCUAUUGUAAUCUAUAUUAGUAAUCAGGAGUAGAAUUAAUCAAAGAAAUAAAAGGUUUAUUUAGAACUUAGUAAGUCGAUAGAGGCUUCAUAAUUGCAAUGGCUAGUUAUAGUGAUAUGGAACUUAAAUUAAAUUGUUUUAAUUCAGGAAUAGACUAUUUUAUUGCCAAGCCUUUUGAUCUAUUUGAAUUAUCUGCUAUCCUCCAAUAUAUAUAAUUUUGA
Messenger RNA from Paramecium primaurelia, 2431 nucleotides. The record is from the annotation of a GenBank genome assembly. NCBI's taxonomy places the organism in Eukaryota, Ciliophora, Oligohymenophorea, Peniculida, Parameciidae.